AAUUUUGACACACGAACAUAUUUGGAGAGUAUAGGUCUACUAGCUAGCGUUGUACAUAUCACACAGUAUAUGUGAUUUAUAUAGUGACUGUGACAUAACUAUACACAUAUAUAGGUAGAUUCGGAAAGUAGGGUAUGAUGACGGGAACAAGUGUUGACAAGAGUGUUGCGGAGGCAGAGAAGAAAGAUAAGGAUGUAGUAAGCGAUAAGAAAGACGGGGCCAAGGGCAAGGAGAAGGUUGAAGAGGCUGAUCUCAAUGAAGAAGAUCGCCUCCUUAAAGAAACCCUGGAAUUGUGCAUGGAGAAAUUAAACGGUGAUGAUGCCAAGCAGUACAAAGAAGCUUUGAACAAGCUCAAAGAUUCGAUCCAAACAGCAACAUCCGGCAUGACCUCUGUCCCUAAGCCUUUGAAGUUCUUAGAGCCACACUUCACAGCGAUUAAAGCGGCGCACGAGAAGAUCACAGAUGAGAAUGACAAGAAAUUAACUGCAGACAUUGUGUCAGUGCUAGCCAUGACAGCUACGGAAUCGAAGGAAAAGGAUUGUUUGAACUAUAGAUUAUUGGGUAUGCAGGGGUCACUGGCGGACUGGGGUCAUGAGUAUGUGCGCCACUUGACUACAGAAAUUGGUGACUUACACAACGAGCAAUUACUACUAGGAGAGGAGGAAGUCAAUCAGGUCGAGAAAGACAAAAUCUUGAUCAUGACCAAGGAAAUCGUCCCAUACUGUCUAAAACACAAUGCCGAAGCUGAAGCCUGUGACUUAGUGAUGGAGAUUGAGUGUCUAGACUUAUUAAUAGAACACGUAGACAAGGAUACUUAUCAGCGUGUGUGCAAUUACAUCGUGUCAUGUGUCCCGUACACCCCGGUGGAAGAGAGUGCCAUACUCCUGCAGGCAGCUUUGGAUCUGUACAUGGCCCACGGCAAACAAGUGCACGCACUUCAGCUGGCUAUUCGACUCAAUAAGCCUGAAGUGAUCAAAUCUGUGUUCGAGAAGAUUGAGGAUCCUGUGGUGAAGAAGCAGGCCUCAUACAUACUCGCGCGCCAGAUGCUGCCGGCACAGUACGACGACGAGACGAGCGAGGAGUUGCUAGAGAUUCUUGCCAAUGCGCAUCUCAACCAGAACUUCCUCGCUCUCGGUCGCGAUUUGGACGUCAUGGAGGCCAAGGUGCCCGAGGACAUAUACAAGAGCCAUCUCGAGCCCAGCCGUUCGACAUUCGGCUCGUCCGUGGACUCUGCGCGACAGAACCUGGCGUCCACCUUCGUCAACGCCUUUGUGAACGCUGGCUUUGGCCAGGACAAACUCAUGACCGUCGAGGGCAACACGUGGCUGUACAAGAACAAAGAGCACGGUAUGAUGAGUGCCUCCGCGUCGCUGGGCAUGGUGCUACUGUGGGACGUCGAUGGAGGGCUCACGCAGAUCGACAAGUUCCUGUACUCCAACGACGACUAUGUCAAGGCGGGGGCCUUGCUGGCGUGUGGGGUGGUCACGGCUGGGGUCAGGAACGAGUGCGACCCUGCACUAGCGCUGCUGUCUGAUUAUGUUCUGCACUCCAGCAACAUCAUGCGCGUGGGGUCUAUUAUGGGUCUGGGCAUCGCGUACGCCGGUUCGUCGCGGGAGGAGGUGACGGAUCUGCUUAUUCCAGUGCUGAGCGAUGACAAGUCCAAUAUGGAGACCCUGGGCAUGGCCUCCAUUGCGCUGGGUAUGACCUGUGUGGGCACGGCCAACGCCGAGGUGGUCGAGGCGAUCCUCACGUGUCUGAUGAGUGAGAAGGUCACCUCCAACCAGAGCGACACGUACGUGCUCUUCAUCGCCUUGGGAUUGGCGCUGUGUUAUCUGAGGCGCGAGGAGGCUGUCGAGGGUACCAUGGAGGCGCUCAAGACGCUGCCGGGCUCCAUUGCACAGUUUGCGAGUGUGUUGCUGGACGUGUGUGCAUACGCGGGGUCUGGCAAUGUGCUGAAGGUGCAGAAGCUGUUACACAUGUGCAGCGAGCACAUCAAGACAGACGACGAGGAGGACACUACCGAGCCCGAGCCUGCCGCCGGUGCUAGUGGUGAGGGUACACCGGAUGCUGCUGGGACAGCUGCCGGCACAAAAACGAAGGAAGGCGAUGCCAAUGAGGACGAAAAGGCUCAGGACAACCGAUACCAAGGCAUUGCAGUCAUUGGACUGGCGCUUGUGGCGAUGGGUGAGGAGAUUGGCACAGAUAUGGCUAUCCGAUCAUGCAGCCACCUGCUACAGUAUGGUGAAGAGGUUAUCCGCAGAGCCGUGCCGUUGGCCCUAGCGCUUCUGUGCGCGUCUAACCCAAAGCUUAACGUGCUUGACACGCUCAGCAAACUCUCGCACGACCAGGACGCCGAGGUGGCUCACAACGCCAUCUUCGCCAUGGGUAUGGUAGGCUGUGGUACCAACAACGCACGUAUAGCGGCCAUGCUGCGGCAGUUGGCGGUGUACUACCACAAGGACCCCAACAACCUGUUCAUGACACGCUUGGCCCAGGGCUUGUUGCACAUGGGCAAGGGUACCAUGACCAUCUCACCGUACCAUUCCGAUCACUCCAUCAUGUCGCUGGUGUCUACCUCAUCUCUAUUGGCCGUGCUCAUGUCUCUGCUGGACGUCAAGAAGACUAUUCUGGCCAAGAACCAUUACAUUCUAUAUUUGCUCACGCCAGCCAUGUUCCCGCGGAUGUUGGCGACGUUCGAUGAAGACUUAAAUCCUUUGCCCGUCAGUGUGCGUGUAGGACAGGCUGUCGACACAGUGGGACAGGCAGGAAAACCGAAAACCAUCACCGGCGUACAAACACACACAACCCCCGUUUUGCUGGGCAGCAACGAGCGAGCAGAACUGGGAACUGAAGAAUAUAUAUCCCUGACGCCCACUAUAGAAGGAUUUGUAAUUCUGAAGAAAAACCCUGAUUAUGAAGCGUGAUUAAAAGAUAAUUUUUAACUACCAC
Messenger RNA from Sphaeroforma arctica JP610, 2949 nucleotides. RefSeq names its product 26S proteasome non-ATPase regulatory subunit 2. The record is from RefSeq and is a predicted model, not a curated record. The transcript is spliced from 8 exons. Gene Ontology annotation, molecular function: enzyme regulator activity. Lineage: Eukaryota; Ichthyosporea; Ichthyophonida. The coding region runs from base 135 to 2924 and encodes 929 amino acids. Gene Ontology annotation, biological process: regulation of protein catabolic process; proteasome-mediated ubiquitin-dependent protein catabolic process. Gene Ontology annotation, cellular component: nucleus; proteasome storage granule; proteasome regulatory particle, base subcomplex.